UUUUUGAAAUAAGAAUAUGCCUAUAAUCGGGAAUGUGAGCUAUCAUCAUGCCAAAUUUCAGCCCAAUCCGACCAGUAUUUUUUGCGUUUACUUGUCACAAACAUACAUACAUCCAUACAUCCAAACUUUCUCAUUUAUAAUAUUAGUAGUAUAAUUAGAAACUAGAUUUUUAGAAACUAGCCUACCUGAAAACAAUGGUGCAAGGAUUUUUCUGCGUUCACAAAAACUAAAUAAACUACGAUCAUUUGAAUUUUAUUACGGUACUGUAAUGCCUCUGUAAUGUCUGCUGGUCUCUGUUGCCAUUACCUACUGUGAAUUGACUAACACAAACAUGAAUGAUAGAAAGGAUUGUCUAGGGAAGAAGAAGAAACCUAAGAUGACAAACAUUUAGUUUGUACAAAGAGGUAGAGUACCAAAGAGUUUCAGAGAGCCCAGUAAAUAAAACACCACGACGAGGAAAUUUAACAGGGAAUCCAAGAAAAAUCAGAGAUUCAGCGGCAGAUCUUUUCAAUCAAAUUCAAGAGUGGAACAAUCUUUGCAUUAACGGCUCAACAAUUUUGUUUAAGAUAAACGCUGCAAAAACAAAUCCUCAUAGCUGGUAGUGUCGUCUAUUUCAUAAGAAGCCAUUUUCAAACAACUCAAAAAAUGAACCGAAGGAAGAAGUUAAGAGCAGGUGGUGCAGAGGAGGUAGAAGAAGAAGGGGAAUCUUGCAACGCCAGCAGUGACAUGAAACUAAUAUCAUCUGACAAGAAAGUAAAAGAAACUGAAAAUGUGGAGGAGGUUGAAGAGGAGGAAGAAAAAACACCAACGAGCAAUCAAAAUCCUACUACUACAACUACUACUCCUCCAAAACCAGAAAAAGAGGAAGAAGGAGAGCAGGAUUCAGAACAAGAUGAUCCCACUGGCUUGGAAGGGGCAGCAUUUCAUAGCAGAUUACCAUUUGACAAAAUGUCCGCUCUGGAAGCUGCGUGUUUCCCCGACGUCAAUGUAGCUCCACCUCAAACUCAAAAAGUUUUCCUUCACAUUCGAAACCGGGUUCUUCAACUCUGGUUGGACAACCCUAAACAACAGCUUUUGCUAGAAAAUACAAUACCAAUGGUAGAGCCGCCCUACAACAGCGAUGUCAACCUUGUAACUCGCAUUCACUCUUUCCUCGAACGCCAAGGGUAUAUUAAUUUUGGAAUUUUCAAAAGGCUGAAACCACUUCCGACUGUCAAAAAAGGAAGAGCAAUUGUGAUAGGGGCUGGAAUAGCUGGGCUGGCUGCUGCUCAACAGAUGCAGCAGUUUGGAAUGGAAGUUGUUAUUCUAGAGGCUAGAGACAGAGUCGGUGGGAGGAUUGCAACGUUCCGCAAGGGGAACUACAUCGCUGACCUUGGUGCAAUGGUUGUUACAGGACUGGGAGGAAACCCUGUUACUGUUCUGUCUAAACAAAUCAACAUGGAACUCCAUAAAAUUCGUCAAAAGUGCCCACUUUAUGAGUCUAAUGGUGGAACUGUACCCAAAGACAAGGACGAAAUGGUUGAAAGAGAAUUCAACCGGUUAUUAGAAGCUACUAGUUAUCUGUCUCACCAACUAGAUUUCAAUUUUGCAAACAGUAAACCUGUUUCCCUUGGUCAAGCUUUAGAAUGGGUUAUCAAACUACAAGAGAAAAAUGUUAAGGAAAAACAAGUUCAACAUUGGAAAGCUGUUAUAGCACUUCAAGAACGUUUGAAGGCAAAUCAAAAUCGAAUGCUCACUGUGAAAGAACAGGUUGAAGAACUUCAACUGCAGCAUAAAGAAUUGCUGGAAUCAAAAACAACUAGAGAUAUUACACAAGAAUUUGUAGUUCGCUCAAAGCAAAGAGAUCUCAGUAUCGCUUGUAAAGAAUGGGAUCAGUUGCUGGAGCAGCAAAAAGAGAUAGAAGAAAAGCUACAAGAGCUUGAAGCAUCACCUCCAAGUGAUGUGUACUUAUCUUCUAGAGAUCGUCAAAUCCUUGAUUGGCAUUUUGCAAAUCUCGAAUUUGCUAAUGCCACUCCUCUUAGCACUCUGUCCCUAAAACACUGGGACCAAGAUGAUGACUUUGAGUUUACAGGAAGUCAUUUAACAGUGCGGAAUGGCUAUUCUUGUGUACCAGUAGCUUUAUCCGAAGGUCUGGACAUCAAGUUGAACACCGCCGUUCGGCAAAUCAGAUACUCCAAUAAAGGAGUUGAGGUUCUCACAUCGAAUGCUCGCAACCACGGGAAUCCAAUGACUUAUAAAGGAGACGUGGUGUUGUGCACUUUGCCUCUAGGAGUACUUAAGCAAUGCACCGCUUCUAACUCCCAGGGAAUGCCAAACUCUGUUCAGUUUGUUCCUCCACUCCCCGAAUGGAAAUUAUCAGCCAUUCAACGCCUCGGUUUUGGAAACCUCAACAAAGUUGUUUUGUGCUUUGAACGAAUAUUUUGGGAUCCAAGUGCUAACUUGUUUGGACAUGUCGGUAGCACCACGGCAAGCAGAGGAGAGCUUUUCCUCUUCUGGAACCUUUACCGUGCCCCAGUGUUGUUGGCUUUGGUAGCUGGCGAGGCAGCAGCUAUCAUGGAGAAUGUGAGUGAUGAUGUCAUCGUUGGUCGUUGCAUCGCUGUACUAAAAGGCAUCUUUGGUAACAGUGCUGUGCCUCAGCCUAAGGAGACAGUAGUUACUCGGUGGAGGGCUGACCCUUGGGCUCGGGGCUCAUACUCCUUUGUAGCUGUCGGGUCCUCGGGUAGCGACUAUGACAUCCUGGCUACACCAGUGGUGCCACCCUCCACAGGUCCUGGCGACACCCCUAGCAGUCCACGAUUGUUCUUCGCCGGUGAACACACCAUCCGCAACUACCCAGCCACAGUACACGGUGCUUUCCUCAGCGGGCUGCGUGAGGGAGGGAGAAUAUGUGACCAGUUUUUGGGGAUACCAUACGCACCUCCCACCACAAUCCCUGAAUAACUCAGAACUGACGAUUAAAAGUUUUGAAGAUUUUAGAUUAUAAACUGACUGAUGACAAAUUUAAUAUUAUAUGUUUGCUAACUUAGUCUACUUUAACUAUAGUACCACAAUUUAGUAGUUUAUCCACUAGGUACAAUUUAUACUUUCAUGGAUUUAAUAUCUAAUUGACUUGAUCUUACUACUCCUUUAAAUGAUAUUUUUGUAUGAAUGUUCAUAAAAUGUUUAGUCUUAUGUCUUAUGUUUGAGUUACUUUUAUAUUUUGUGAAUAGCAUUGUGGUCAUCUGAAGUUUGUCAAUGUGUGUGAUUCCUGAACUAAUCAGUGUUGAUCGCAUGAAUAAAUUGCACAAGUAUUGUUAUUAAACGUUUUCCAUCCUAUGACCUACUUAGUAGGAUGUCACUAUUUGAUCUCAAUUAAACUAAGUUUUGCCAGUUUUUCAUAGUAAUACUCUACUUUAUAAU
Molecule: messenger RNA, 3399 nt
Organism: Macrosteles quadrilineatus (aster leafhopper)
Lineage: Eukaryota; Metazoa; Arthropoda; Insecta; Hemiptera; Cicadellidae
Gene: Su(var)3-3
Product: lysine-specific histone demethylase 1A
Exons: 3
Coding region: 646-2940 (764 amino acids)
Biological process (GO): regulation of DNA-templated transcription
Cellular component (GO): nucleus
Molecular function (GO): oxidoreductase activity; flavin adenine dinucleotide binding; protein binding
Source: RefSeq, a predicted model, not a curated record